CACAGACACUACAUGAGAUGUCAUAGAAAAAAACUGUUUUGUUGAUGUAGGUGCUUGCUAUUGAGUUAUUCUCUGGGGUGGGAGUGUGUUAGAAGGUGAUGAGGACUCACUCAUUUGAUAAUACUCCGAUUGAGAGGGAGAGAGAGGCAGAACGAGAUUGACACAAGGCUCCCAGUGUGGUGGUAGCCUGCAGCUGAAAUUGGGCCUUUGCAGGGUGGAGGCAACACACUGUAGCCAGGACCUGUCACAUUACUCUCGCCUCUACAGUGGGACCCGGGCACCUGAGUGAAGACUGUGAGUAGGGUAACAGAGCGGGAGAGAGAGAGAGAGAAAGCAGAAAGCAGGCCAAACACACAGACACGACAACACCUCCUGAGGAGAGGACAAUUUGGGAGACAUCGCGUGAGGGGGACUGCAACUUUGUGUCACCACUGUGAGACUUUGAAACAAGUUUGAAAACAGUUUGAAGAAGAGAAAGCACCAUGGAUACGGAUGCGAUAGCGGACUACGAGUACCCAGACCUGGAUCCUUAUCCAUCCCAAAUUAAAGUGGAAAUAAUCACACCAUGUGACCCUACUGCUGACGACAGGCUCUACCAUAUAUCCAUCACUGCCAUAUCUCUCGUUAUCAUGCUGAUCCUUGCAAUCUUAGCCAGGCGGACGAAGGUGGACAACAGUAAGAAAGGACUCCCAGGUUUACUCAGUCCAGUCAACUUCCUGGACCAUACUCAGCACAAGGGCUUGGCAGUGGCUGUGUUUGGAGUGCUCUUGUGCAAACUGUGGGGCCUGGUCAUCUCACCACAUCCCCUCCCCUUCACAACAGACUCCGAGAACAAACAAAACUGGGUGAUUCUUGGAGUCUUCUACUAUCCCGUGCUAUACUACCCUCUCCUGGCAUGUGGCACCUUGCAUAAUAAAGUUGGCUAUGUUCUUGGCAGCCUCUUGUCAUGGACACACUUUUCAGUUCUGGUCUGGCAGAAAAUCGACUGUCCCAAAACACCUCUGAUAUACAAAUACUACUCCCUUUUCACCUCCCUGCCUCAAAUAGCCUGCUUGGCAUUUCUUAGUUUCCAGUAUCCACUUCUACUGUUCAAGGGCUUUAAGGGCAACGAAAAAGACAGCGUUACGGAGGAUCUAAACAGCAGCUACUAUAACGACUAUGUGAGGAAAUUGUUGAAGAAGAAGAAGCCUACCAAAAUCAGCACGUCGAGCACUGAAACACCCAAGCUUCAUCAAAGAAUAAUUGCUGCUGUUAAAUCAUACAUUUAUACACCAGAGGAAGCUUUCCGUUUUCCUCUGAAGUUGGCCAUAUCUGUUUUUGUGUCAUGCAUUACACUGUAUCAGGUGGGUCUCCUCCUGAUCGCAGCUGUGGUACCAUCGCUCCAGAUUGCCCGUCUAGGAGUGGAUGAAAACAUUGCAAACCUUUUGGCCGGCUUCAAGAUAAUUCUGUCUCCAGACAAACACGAGGUGGUCAGAAUCGUGGUUUAUUACAUGUGGUGUGUAGAGGUUUGCUACAUCUCAGCGACAACCCUCACUGCCAUCGUCAACCUGGUUUUGCUCAUGCGCUCUAUGGUUCUGCACCGGUCAAACCUGAAGGGGCUGUACAGAGGAGAUAUCUAUAAUGUUUAUAACUGCCAGAGAAGUAUCAGGGCUUCACGGCCAGCACUUGUCUGCUGGAUGGGAUUCACCAGCUUUACCGCUGCACACAUCUGCGUCGGCAUGAUUGUCCAGACCAUGGUGUUCUUCCUCUGUCUUCUAAUUGCUGUCUUCCUCAUCAUCAUACCUGUGCUGCACAGAGAGAAUCUGAUUCUCUUUCAGAUCCUGUGGAGCAUGUGGCCCUUCUGGCUGAUGAUUCUUUUGGCCGUGUUGAUUCAACAUAUUACAGCCAGGUUUUGUUUCAUCAAAAAAACAUCAAGCACUCGAGACUUACGCAACAGGGGUAAUCUCUUCCUGCUCACCUACCUGCUGUUUCCUGUCAACAUUCUGAUCGGAGUGAUACUGGCACUGUGGCGCAUGGUCGUUACAGCCUUGUUCAACAUUGUUCACUUGGGCCGCAUGGAUAUCAGUCUUCUUAACCGCAAUGUGGAGGCAUUUGACCCAGCCUACCGCUGCUAUGCUCAUUAUCUGAAGAUUGAGGUGAGCCAGUCUCAUCCUGUGAUGAAGGCCUUCUGUGGGAUGUUGCUUCACUCUGUGGGCCAGGAGGGGAAUACUGCACAGAGGUCAAGGGAUGCUGAAGAAGGGAUCCAGCUGGUCCAACAGGAGAAGAUACACUACAAAAUGUCCAGUGCCAAGAGGGCCCGCGGGCACUGGCGUCUUCUCUACACCCUGGUCAACAACCCAUCUCUGGUGGGUACCAGGAAGCACUUCCAGCGUCAGACCACAGAGAGCUUUCUGAAUGGAAGCCUGAACCGUGGUGCCAAGGAGGGGAGCAAAAAGGAUUCAGCAAUCAAGGAAGCAGCUGCCAGUAUUUGAACAUGAAUGUGACUCUGAUGAUUAAGGAUUUUCUGCAAAUUUUCUCUUGGGGGGGGGUUUGGGGGGAUUCUACAGCCACAGUAUUUGUCCCACAUCACCUAAAACAGCUGUGGGUGCAUUUUGGUAAAAUGAGUGCACCCACAGCUCAGUAUCUCAUGUGCAACAAGCUUUUUUUCUGUUUGUCUGUCUGGAGAUUGUGUGUUUACUUUGUGCUGUUGUUUCCCCCCCUGGCUGUUUUGUGUAUAUAUGAGAGCAACAGACUCCCUCGUCUGAUGUGAAAGCUUGUGUGGAUCUGCUCUUCCAACUAAAAAACACUCACCAUUAAAUCAUCUGUUUGCAUCAUGUUAUAUAUUUAAAUCUAUGGGAUAAUCACAGAUGUUUUCCAACAUGCAGUAAUUAUCAUAUUGAUGCAGAACGGCUGCUGGACACAUGCAUGUGCAGUCAGUAUUUAUAUGCAGACCCUUUCACUAUUCAUGACUUCAACAAACUAACUGUUUUCAUCUAGUGGAUGAAUUUUAAUUGUGUGUAAUUAAAACAAUAACCUGUGGAUUAGGAACUACCAGAUGUAUUUGUAUCAUUUUUGUUCUGUUUUAUUUGUAGAUGUUUAAAUGCAAAACCAUCAGCUGCCACUGUCUGGUUUUGUGAUAUUUGCCAUAUCACAUAUUUUGGAUGUGCACCGGCAUUUAAAAUGUUUUUGCUUUUAAGUGAUCAUAAAAAUCAAGAUAAAACUGAAAUGUACUCUU
Solea senegalensis (Senegalese sole) is the source of this 3214-nucleotide messenger RNA. RefSeq names its product signaling receptor and transporter of retinol STRA6 (gene stra6). NCBI's taxonomy places the organism in Eukaryota, Metazoa, Chordata, Actinopteri, Pleuronectiformes, Soleidae. Bases 483 to 2471 code for a protein of 662 amino acids. The transcript has 18 exons. Gene Ontology annotation, cellular component: plasma membrane. The record is from RefSeq and is a predicted model, not a curated record. Gene Ontology annotation, biological process: vitamin A import into cell. Gene Ontology annotation, molecular function: retinol transmembrane transporter activity; signaling receptor activity.